This is a messenger RNA of Penicillium hordei, 3810 nucleotides long. RefSeq names its product ankyrin repeat domain-containing protein. The transcript has 2 exons. Gene Ontology annotation, molecular function: protein binding. Lineage: Eukaryota; Fungi; Ascomycota; Eurotiomycetes; Eurotiales; Aspergillaceae. Bases 1 to 3810 code for a protein of 1269 amino acids. The record is from RefSeq and is a predicted model, not a curated record.
AUGGCCCUUCAACUGCUCCCAAGAGCAGAAGCGCAGGGGGCAGACCCUACACAAUCUCUUAAUGCAGCAUUGAAGAAUUUUGAGAAUACCCUGACAGAGGAGCAAAAACGAGAGUUUCAAAAAAGCACCACCACACCAGAUAUUGCCAGCGUUAUAGAGUUUGUCGCAGAGAUUGAUGCUAGAAAUAGCAGCACAACGAGGAGGUGCGUGGCUCCACGGCUAUGUACCUUUUUAGAGGCAACACAACAGUUCACCGGCGUCGUCGACACCUUCAUUAGUUCUAAUCCGAUAGUAGCCGCCCUCGUCUGGGGAGGUAUAAAGACUGCUAUAUUGACGGCGAGUAAUGUGGCCUCAUACUUUGACAAAGUCACAAACAUGAUCAUGCGUAUCGGCAAAUCUUCUCCGACAUACCAACAAUUUGGCCUACUCUACCCCGGCUCUACUGGCCUCCAAAGUGCCCUUUGUGAUUUCUACGCCGUCAUCAUUCAUCUCUGUGUCAAGGUAAUCGAAGUCUCCCGUCGAACCGCCCUCAAACAAACUCUUUCCUCGAUCCUAAGCCCUUUUGAAUCAGAGUUUAAGCCAUUCCUAGAUCUGCUAGAUGAAGCUACACAUAAGAUAAACCUGGAGGUAUCACUCGCAUCAAAGCAAGCAGACAAAGAAGCGAAAAAGCUGCUAGAAUAUGAAAGUCAACAGAAUUCAACAUUCCGACCAAAAACCCUAGAUUUCUACAAAACAUCACUGAAACAACAAGCCGAUGCAAGCGAGUGGCGAAUGAAAUUGAAAAAAAAGGAAAUGGCGAAAUUGAAGACAAUCAUUCGAAACAAUCUUUCUCCUAUCAACCAGGACCCUCAUUUGAGACAGGUCCUGAAGCAACGAGUUUCAACCACAGCUGAAUGGUUUCAGAGAGAGUUAGUGUUUGAUGAGUGGAAAAACGAUCCGCAAACUGCGAUACUCUGGUGUUUAGGCACCAUAGGCAUGGGCAAGACAGUGCUUAUGUCUAAUGUGGUAGACCAGCUACGGUUACAUACAGCCCGCAAGAGCAAUGAGACUGUAUCUUACUACUUUUGCCGCAUCGACAACGAGGCAUCUUUGUCUGCGAGGGAGAUUCUUGGGAGUCUUGCCCGUCAAAUCCUCAAUACUCAUAUUGAGCAAAGCGGAUAUGAAACUCUACUCUCCUUGCAGGAGACCACGCAGGAUCUUAGCACGACUGACGUCGUUAAGUUCUUGUUGUCUCAUCUGGAGGCUGCUAAUGGUGAUAAGUACUAUGUUAUCCUGGAUGGACUGGAUGAAUGUGACAGCAAUCGGGUUCAAGCGGUGGCACGGGCUAUCGCCGAGCUCUGCAGCAACUAUGUUGGUUUCAAAAUUCUCUGCGCAGGCCGACCCGGACUUGAAAAACAGUUCAAAUACACCGCACCGCAGUAUAGAAUCAUAGUAAAUGAGGAAAAGGUCAAGUCGGACAUGGAUCACUAUAUCACCAAGACGUUGGAAAAGUGUCUAGAGGAUGAGACUUUGAUUCUCGGGGAACCAGCAAUCAUCACAGAGAUAUACAACACCUUAAGGGGCAAAGCUGGAGGAAUGUUUCUUUGGGCAAGUCUUUGUAUUGAAGAGCUUUGUGCGCAGAAUUGUGAUCACGACAUCCUAGAAGCACUAAAGCAUCUUCCGCAGAGCUUGGCUGAGCUCUAUGAUCGAAAACUUUGUCGCGUUCGAGAGGGACGGGCAGCCCUGCAGGCAAUGAAACUGCUACAAUAUUGUGGGACAGUGAAAAGGCCAUUGACAGUCACGGAAUAUCGAGAAGCCCUUAGUCUUUCUCUCGAGCAAAAGACCUUUGACCACGGAAAGGUCCCCAAUGACAUGGAUAGGAUCAUCAAUGGUUGUUGCGGAUUAACAUUCGUUGACGAAGAGGAAGACACUAUACACUAUGUUCAUCGUAGUGUGCAAGAACGUCUUUUUAUCACAAAUGGUCUACACAUAGCGCAAUUCGAGGUGUCAAGCGCCGACCAGAAUUUCGGGUUCCUUUGCAUGAUAUAUCUGGAUUUUACCGACUUCAAGCGUCAGUUGACGAAACUGAAGAAUGGUUCCGGUACUCCCAUCAACCCCCUUCAGCUCGGUACUAGUACUCUACCCACCCGCUCUUCCAGUAGAGUUACUAGUAAGAUAGCCCAAAGGCUUCUUUCCCGUCAUCGCCAGCUGCAGCAUUUCAGCACUCGGGGGGUAGAGAGGACAGCACAAAAAAUACUUGGUGGGGAUGCUUCCCAGCCGGAGCGAGGGUUUCAGUUUCUCAAUUACGCCAGGGCCUACUGGCUCAACCAUCUGGCUGAUUUGACUCCGGAUACGAAUAGUACUAUGUGGGGAUUGUUUUGCCGGUGCAUCGAAGGCGAUGAUGUUCUUACAUGCAGACCAUGGGAGUCGGAACAGCAGACUGAUACCAAGAUAAACGAUAUACCAGAGGCUAUACAAUGGUUAUCGGCCCAUGGUCAUUACGCAUUACUUUUAUACUAUGAAAGACAUCAGUCUCAGAUUUUCUCCGAAAAUAUGGUGGAUUUCAUCCUUCAGCGCGCUGACAUUCACAAUCGUUAUCGAUACACCGAGGUGCUCGUUCGCCUUAGCGAUACCAGCAGCAUCUUGAAUCGUGGAUUUUCAUAUUCUGCGAUACAUGGAUGUGUUCGUUCCCUAGCCAUGUUACUCCAAGCAGGGGCUGACAUUGAUGCCCGAGUAAAUGACAGAACAGCCCUCCAAGCGGCAGCAGAAGCAGGUCAUCUUGACGUUGUGCAGGCGCUGUUAACAGCAAAAGCAAAUGUCAACUUAUCUUCUUCUGCUAAAUAUGGUGCACGAACAGCUCUCCAGGCAGCGGCAGGGGGAGGUCAUCUCGAAGUAGUGCAGGCGCUGCUAAGAGCAAAAGCAGACGUCAACGCAUUUGCUAAAUAUGGUGCACCAACAGCUCUCCAGGCAGCAGCAGGGGGGGGUCACCUCGAAGUGGUACAGGUGCUGCUAAGAGCAAAAGCAGACGUCAACGUAUUUUCUGCCGAGUAUGGCGAACGGACAGCUCUCCAAGCGGCAGCAAAAGGAGGUCAUCUCGAAGUAGUGCAGGCGCUGCUAAGAGCAAAAGCAGACGUCAACGCAUUUGCUAAAUAUGGUGCACCAACAGCUCUCCAGGCAGCAGCAGGGGGGGGUCACCUCGAAGUGGUACAGGCGCUGCUAAGAGCAAAAGCAGACGUCAACGCAUUUUUUGCUGCUAAAUAUGGCGAACGGACAGCUCUCCAAGCGGCAGCAGAAGAAGGUCAUCUUAAAGUGGUACAAGCGCUGCUAAGAGCAAAAGCAGACGUCAACGCAUUUUAUACUGGAUAUAGCAAACGGACAGCUCUCCAAGCGGCAGCAGAAGGAGGUCAUAUUGAAGUGGUACAGACACUAUUAGCAGCAGGAGCAGACGUCAAUGCAUCUCAUGCUAAAUCUACUGGCAGAACAGCCCUUCAAGCGGCGGCAGGAGGAGGUCACCUCGAAGCGGUGCAGGCGCUGCUAAGAGCAAAAGCAGACGUCAACGUAUUUUCUGCCGAGUAUGGCGAACGGACAGCUCUCCAAGCGGCAGCAAAAGGAGGUCAUCUUGAAGUGGUGCAGACACUGCUAGCAGCGAAAGCAGAUAUUGACGUUGAAGCUGACGUUAAGGCUGGCAUUGAAGAUUCCGGCAAAACAGCCCUCAAAAUGGCGGAAAUAGCAGGUCACACUGAGGUGGUGCAGGCAUUGUUAGCAGCGGGAUCUAAAGAUCCUCAAACCCACAGGAGGAGGCUGCUUAGGUUUAAUGGAGACAUUGAAUAG